Dicrocoelium dendriticum is the source of this 752-nucleotide messenger RNA. NCBI's taxonomy places the organism in Eukaryota, Metazoa, Platyhelminthes, Trematoda, Plagiorchiida, Dicrocoeliidae. The record is from the annotation of a GenBank genome assembly.
UUACAAUUGAAGAUUCCCCCGUCAUGGAUGCACAAAUCACAUUCUCAACUCGAACCACGUUUGCCCUUUGCGCCCUAUUCUCAUGUGGCCAUCGGAGCCCUCUCUUCUGUAUCCUUUACUGACCUCGUUUUUCAGUUUAUCUCCCGGAUGAUCUGCUCGUGUCAAGCGCUCAAUCGCCAUGCGGAAGCCUUGGUUCUGAGCCAAAUCAGUCCUGAAGGUUCUCUAAUAGAUUUUGGCUUGCAAUUGAUUUCAAAUUGUUCGAACCCGGCUACCGACUCGGUGGCAUCCGCGAAUGAACAGAGGAAUACCACUGAAGACGGAAAACCGAGCCAGCCAUCAAAGACAGUUGACAAAAUCCGUGGAGCCUGUGGCGGAUUCUACAAUACCAUCAGUUUGGAAUGUCUUGACGGAGUCAUAGAAUAUCUCUGGGAUAUACGACUUCUGGAAACACUUUCCGCCAGUGCCUUUGCCCAGGGUGCCUUCGCGCUGCACUCGAAAUACAACUCGUGCAUUACCAUCCCAGACCUGAACUCGAACAAUCCCGACCAAGUUGUAUCUGACAGCGCAGACGCUCGUAUACUCCAAUUUCUUCAUUCAAUGUCGCAGAAAUUAUUUGCCUGAAAAGCACUCCUUGCCCCGGUCAUUGUAAAUAUUCUCCCCCCUUUGUUUUUCCCCUAACACUUGGCGCGUGUAUGUAAAACAAUGCAAAGAGAGAUUUCAGCGCCCUACUUCUUGUUUUAACACAUAUUUAC